Messenger RNA from Prorocentrum cordatum, 1169 nucleotides. Lineage: Eukaryota; Dinophyceae; Prorocentrales; Prorocentraceae. The record is from the annotation of a GenBank genome assembly.
AUGCGACUGACCUUCAACCUCGCAGCUGCGGCAGGAACCAACCUCAUCAUGAUCAUGAUUGUUUUGAAAUCCGCUUUUAACAAGGUAGCCACGAAUUUGGCAUACGAUACGCAGAUGAGCACCGACGACAUUGACAACCUGAUCUGCCACAUGGACAUCCCUCAAUGCAUGCAGCCGGCUAUUCAAACCCUCAUUAACAACAACGGCAUCGUCAGCACCCACAUAGACAACAAGCAUAUGCUCUCGAUGCUGACCGAAGCCCACCGCAACACGUGGUUCUUCACAGAGCGCGACUCAGAAUACGCAGCACCAAGGCUAGGAACACGACCAGGAGUAUCUAUAGCCGACUUCACAUUCAAUGCGCUGAUGUCUGCAGUUACGAAAGACUAUCAUGAAGAGGCCAUCAAAGCGGACGCCACAGUAAGAAUAUCAGACAGCCCACCAGCAUCCUGCACCAAUCCUGAAGUCCAGCACAUGACGACAACAUCAUUCGUCGACGACGUGAAAGCUAUGGCAACGGUCACCGACGGCAACGCGAUCGAGACUACAGCAUCGCGACACUCCAACAAAGACUACGACAGGCAAGGUUGCGAGAGAUUAUACGGGCUCGACUACGACAUCGAGAACAACGGCAGAUGGUCUACUACGGUUGCAGACGACCUCCACCACACCAAGACGUACACCAGCAAGCACCACAACACGCCCAGUCACGACGACAUACGCCAAUGGAUCGGCAUGGCAAAAGAAGAACUAUCCAACUUCAAAAGUAUAACCACACAUGCCUACAGGACAGCCAUCGAGUUCAACAAAGAAAAAGCAGCCACUGUUGCCUGGAGAAGACGCAUCAACGACAUGUGCGACGGCACCACCAUCCCGACGCCUGACAGCGAAGCCCCUCAACAUGAUUGCAAGUACCUGUGUUACGAAUGCGGGCAAAUCCUGAACGGCAAGGCAGCGUACCAAAAGCACAUGCGCGCGAAGCACAGCCAGCAGGAACAUAUAAUCAACUACAUCCACGGGACUACAUGCCAGGCCUGUGUGCGGGAGUAUUGGACGGUCAACCGAUUGCACAAGCACAUGUGCGCCAGCAGACAGUGUGCAUCGCUCGCCAUGAAGUUCAGCAAGCGGCUCGACGACGACGCAGCCAACGACAUACCCGAGGAGAUGAG